CUCUAUGAAAGGCAUGGACAACGGUAUUCAUAGCUCCAGCGAUACACGUUCGCCGAGAAACGAAUCUCCCUUGUCCUAAAUAAACUGGCAAAAGAUCGCCAUCGUUACGCUGAACGACAUCAAGACUCAAUCCUGAUCGUCUCCAGCGUCUUUUCUCACGGGUACAACGGGUGGUGAGCAAACUGCGAUGCUAUCGUCGUUCGGAUUUGAGUUAAAGGCCGCCGAAACCCAACUUGAAAGAGAAGAUAUACUUACUAGCGCGCCAGCAUUCACGCGCACGUCCCGUGGAGAUCAGAUUGUGGUUCCGACAAGACCGCUAAGUCGAAGCGCACCAAAUCAGAGAGAGAGACUAAGUAUGCCCUUCGAGGCUGCCAAGUCCAACGCAGUGAAAUUGGGACGGAAAACAUAUAGUUGCCGGACGCGACCAAGGCUCAUCAUAGCGAAUGGUCCAACCUACGAGAUCUACUUAUUGACGGUGUCUGUCCAAUUCCUUGUUUACUGCAGGGUUGGAGACAGUCGGACAGUGGACGUAGAAGCCUUGCAACAGAAAAGGGGCCUCAUCGCUGAGUCAGCAAAACUGUCGCAAGGUACGAUCGAUACGAUCAUCGCAAGCUCCUCCUAUAUUGCGAAAGAAAAUAUGUCGGAACUGCAACUGUGGGAUGCCGUUUGCAAAGCCUGGGGUUUACAUGUCAAUCAAGGCAAGUUCAUCGAUAUCCUUCGUAAACCCUCUUCUUCUAAGCAGGACGCGGAUUUGGUUCAGCAGCUCAAAGAAGUGGCUGAGAAUAUUGAGAUCCGUAAUCCAGAAGUGAAUUGGAGCGCCAUCCCAGCCUUGCGAUUUGGCGGACAUCUCAAGUAUACAUCAUUUACAAUCAUCGAGUAUAUCGAGCUGAUUUCUGCUAGUCUGCACCCUCUCGACUCGGUCCUCGUUCAGACACUGGAUGGAAAGACUAAUGCCGAAACGCCACAGGUCUUUCAUGAGCAGAACAGCAGUGAAUGUUCUCAGGAAGAGAAGACAUUCUCCAUUCCCUUGUAUGCUAUCAUCCUCCGCAGCUGUCGUCAAAACUCCUGGCUUGGUCAAAGCGUCGAGAAAAUCAACUUUCACAUUCAAUCUUGUCGCCGUGGUCCAUUCAUCGGAAGUAGCAAUUUCGGAUCAGUCAAUAUCUUAUACGACACUGCGAACAAGAUGGUUUUUGCUGAAAAGCGCUGCACUCUUCCGCAUGGCAGACCGGCCCUGGCGAACGAAAAGAGCUUACUCAAACGUUUGGAUCACAUUCACAUCGUUCGAUUUAUUGGUUCUUCUUAUGAAGCUUUUGAAUUAAGCGUGAUUAUGGAGUACGUCUCCGGUGGUACAGUCGAAGGCAUGGUAAAAACGCUAGGUAAGAUACCCGAAGAUGAUGCUCGUGCUGUCGCUCGUCAAGUUCUCGAUGGACUUAGGUACUUGCACAGCCAGGACCCGCCCGUAGUCCACAGGGAUAUCAAAGGUGCCAAUCUAUUGAUUACCCUCCACGGAUGCGUCAAGAUCGCCGAUCUUGGCCUCGUGAAACCAUUACUUGAGAACACGCGAACAUUUGCGGGAAUUGUUCCCUGGAUGGCUCCCGAAAUAAUCAAUAAUACCAAUCAUGGGACGAGGGUCGAUGUUUGGAGUUUCGGGUGUACGAUUAUUGAGAUGCUGUGUGGUGGCCAUCCGUGGACACGGGAAGGACUUGGGCACUUUGAUGCGAUGAAAAGGAUUACUGCGUUUAACAUGCCUAUACCAGAUAGCAUCUCUCUUGAGCUCCAGGACAUAUUUGCACAUAUUUUCGUUGCAUCUGAUGAAAGGAAAUCGGUCAGCGAUUUGUGGAUGGGUUGCGACUGGAUAUGGACCAAGAAGAACAAGCAGACUUGAGGUAGUAUUCAGUGCUCACAUAAUAAAAUAAUAACAAACGCCAAUAUCGUCCU
Guyanagaster necrorhizus is the source of this 1938-nucleotide messenger RNA. Its product is annotated as kinase-like protein. The record is from RefSeq and is a predicted model, not a curated record. Gene Ontology annotation, biological process: protein phosphorylation. Lineage: Eukaryota; Fungi; Basidiomycota; Agaricomycetes; Agaricales; Physalacriaceae. The transcript has 9 exons. Gene Ontology annotation, molecular function: protein kinase activity; ATP binding. The coding region runs from base 188 to 1885 and encodes 565 amino acids.